GUAAUGUACUCACUUAACUACUUUUGCUAGCAGCUGGUUCUUGGCAUUUACAGUCCCACAACAAGUUCCAGUUAGCUGCUGCCUUAUACCUCACCUCACCGGAGAAAAUGGUCACCGUCGAGGAAGUCAGGAAGAUUCAGCGCGCUCAGGGUCCGGCCACCGUCAUGGCGAUCGGGACUGCCACUCCUCCCAACUGCGUUGAUCAGAGCACGUACCCGGAUUACUAUUUUCGUAUCACACAGAGCGAGCACAAGACCGAGCUCAAAGAAAAAUUUCAGCGCAUGUGUGACAAGUCAAAUAUCAAGAAGCGUUACAUGUACCUAACUGAAGAAAUUUUGAAAGAAAAUCCAAAUGUCUGCGCUUACAUGGAACGCUCAUUGGAUGCUAGGCAAGACAUGGUGGUGGUCGAAGUCCCAAAGCUCGGCAAAGAGGCGGCCCAAAAGGCCAUCAAGGAAUGGGGCCAGCCCAAGUCCAAGAUCACCCACCUAGUCUUCUGCACCACCAGCGGCGUCGACAUGCCCGGCGCCGACUACCAGCUCACCAAGCUCCUCGGCCUCCGCCCCUCCGUCAAACGCCUCAUGAUGUACCAACAGGGCUGCUUCGCCGGCGGCACUGUGCUCCGCCUCGCCAAGGACCUGGCUGAGAACAACAAAGGAGCUCGUGUGCUUGUUGUGUGCUCAGAGAUCACUGCUGUGACUUUCCGUGGGCCCAGCGACACCCACCUCGACAGCCUCGUGGGCCAGGCCUUGUUCGGCGAUGGGGCUGCCGCGAUUAUUGUUGGGUCGGACCCAAUCCCUGAGGUUGAAAAACCAUUAUUUGAGUUGGUCUCCGCGGCCCAAACUAUUCUACCGGACAGCGAUGGUGCCAUCGAUGGACAUCUCCGCGAGGUGGGACUGACCUUCCACUUGUUGAAGGAUGUUCCGGGGCUCAUUUCCAAGAACAUUGAGAAGAGCUUGGUGGAGGCAUUCCAGCCCUUGGAUAUUUCAGAUUGGAACUCUAUUUUCUGGAUCGCUCACCCCGGUGGGCCGGCCAUUUUGGACCAGGUGGAAUUGAAGCUGGCCCUAAAGCCCGAUAAGCUACGGGCCACGAGGCACGUGUUGAGCGAGUAUGGCAACAUGUCAAGCGCGUGUGUGCUGUUUAUACUGGAUGAGAUGAGGAAGAAGUCGGCUGAGGAAGGGCUCAAGACCACCGGUGAAGGGCUGGAGUGGGGCGUGCUGUUUGGGUUCGGACCGGGGCUCACCGUCGAGACAGUGGUUCUCCACAGCCUGUCUACUUAGAGAGGCCCAUUGUGGAGUUUUAAAAAAAAAAAAUAUUUGCAUUGUUUUAUCUUUAGUGUGCGAAAAGUCUAUAAUGUUGGGUGCAGUUAUUGUGUUUUGCUGGGUUCCACUUUGUUGACUGAAUUCAGAUUGAGAUGGAACUGCAACUUUGUUUUAAUAAAAGUGUUUUAUAAUGUCAAAAUGAUAGAUUUUAUUUUUA
Molecule: messenger RNA, 1476 nt
Organism: Cornus florida
Lineage: Eukaryota; Viridiplantae; Streptophyta; Magnoliopsida; Cornales; Cornaceae
Product: chalcone synthase 2
Exons: 2
Coding region: 108-1277 (389 amino acids)
Biological process (GO): polyketide biosynthetic process
Molecular function (GO): acyltransferase activity, transferring groups other than amino-acyl groups
Source: RefSeq, a predicted model, not a curated record